AUGCGGAUACUAUCGAAGAUAGCCAACUGGCGCCUGCCGCCUGGUUUCUUCCGUGAGGGAUUCUUUCUUGGUGUGACUCUGGUGGGUUGUGGUGUGAAGCUGGUCUUUUGGAUUGCGCGCGAAGCGUGCGGUUCCAAAAGGCCAGUCUUUGAUAUUCCGCGAAGCGGAAUAUCAAAGACUUGGGAUCUUGGCAUUUCUGUAAAAUCGUUAUAUCUGCCUGGUCCAGUAUCUCAGAGCGGGAGUUUCCAAGCAACCCGAAGCACACAGUGCUUCGCGGCCCUCAUUCCAAAGCAAGCAUCAUCACAGUCCUAUGCAACUACUUUAAGUUGCAAUGCUUUCACCAACAACCACUUUAGCCAUGGAACCAUUUGGAUUCUGGAGCAGAAUCUAUCUAAAAAUGAUGACCCUGAAGCGUUAACGAGUCGUCAUUUCAGGUGUGGCAAGGCUGUGGCCAAUGCUUCAACAGCAGAAUCAAGAGAAUUGGUUCUUUCGUUCUUCCCGAAAGUUGGCAAGUUUUACCAGUUUUGGAUACAUAUCGCACGGUCUCAAUUGCGUGUCCACAGCAUUGAAUUGCACCUCGUGGGUUUGGGAAUGGAGCCAAUGAAGCCAAUGAAGCCAAUGAAGCCAUCGGACCAUGCCAGACUUCAGUCUGAAGUUCGUCGCCUUCUGCCCCGGAGCACAGAUAUUUUCGCUAUUUCUGGCGUCGGCCAUUACUGCUCUGCCCAAGCGGCUCCAAAGAUUUGCGUAGCACUUCUGGAGCGUCCCUCCACAUCCUAA
This is a messenger RNA of Cylindrotheca closterium, 777 nucleotides long. The record is from the annotation of a GenBank genome assembly. Lineage: Eukaryota; Bacillariophyta; Bacillariophyceae; Bacillariales; Bacillariaceae.